Molecule: messenger RNA, 2425 nt
Organism: Camelina sativa (false flax)
Lineage: Eukaryota; Viridiplantae; Streptophyta; Magnoliopsida; Brassicales; Brassicaceae
Product: importin subunit alpha-2
Biological process (GO): protein import into nucleus
Cellular component (GO): cytoplasm
Molecular function (GO): protein binding; nuclear import signal receptor activity
Source: RefSeq, a predicted model, not a curated record
UCUUUUUUUUUCCUCUUUUCUCGUUCCCCUCUACUUCGUCUAGGGUUUAUCCUCUAUCUAUCCGCCGAUUCCUAUACAUACACUUUUUGAUAUUUAUAUAUAUAUACUCUCUCCACACGCCUUGGCGUUUCAUUUCAUUCACCUGCACGAAGCAACAAGAAAGAAGAGGAGAGAUUUAGCAGUAUCCACCACAACCACCACCACCAUGUCUCUGAGACCUAACGCUAAGACUGAGGUUCGUCGGAACCGCUACAAAGUGGCGGUUGAUGCUGAAGAAGGACGACGGAGGAGAGAGGACAACAUGGUUGAGAUCCGUAAGAGUAAGCGUGAGGAAAGCUUACAGAAGAAGCGUCGCGAAGGUCUUCAAGCUAAUCAGUUACCUCAAUUCGCUCCUUCUUCUGUUCCUGCUUCAUCUACUGUUGAGAAGAAGUUGGAGAGUUUGCCUUCUAUGGUUGGAGGUGUGUUGUCUGAGGAUAGAGGCUUACAGCUCGAAGCCACUACUCAGUUCAGGAAAUUGCUUUCUAUUGAGCGUAGUCCUCCAAUUGAAGAGGUUAUUGAUGCUGGUGUUGUGCCUCGUUUUGUGGAGUUUCUCACCAGAGAGGAUUAUCCACAGCUUCAGUUUGAGGCUGCCUGGGCAUUGACAAACAUUGCUUCUGGGACUUCAGAGAAUACAAAGGUGGUCAUUGAACAUGGUGCUGUUCCGAUUUUUGUUCAACUGUUGGCUUCUCAAAGUGAUGAUGUCCGUGAGCAGGCUGUUUGGGCAUUAGGAAAUGUUGCUGGUGAUUCUCCACGGUGCAGAGAUCUUGUCCUUGGCCAGGGAGCUUUGAUACCAUUGCUCUCUCAGUUGAAUGAGCAUGCUAAGCUCUCAAUGCUGAGAAAUGCUACUUGGACCCUCUCAAACUUCUGUAGGGGAAAGCCACAGCCUCCCUUUGACCAGGUCCGUCCAGCACUUCCAGCCCUUGAACGCCUGAUUCAUUCGACUGAUGAGGAAGUGUUAACGGAUGCGUGCUGGGCUCUCUCUUACCUUUCCGAUGGCACAAAUGACAAGAUCCAAUCCGUCAUUGAGGCAGGUGUUGUUCCACGACUCGUCGAGCUUCUCCAGCAUCCAUCACCAUCUGUGCUUAUUCCUGCGCUUCGUACUAUUGGUAACAUUGUCACUGGAGAUGAUCUGCAAACACAGUGUGUAAUUAGUCAUGGUGCACUCCUUAGCCUUUUGAGCCUUCUGACUCACAAUCAUAAGAAGAGCAUAAAGAAGGAAGCUUGCUGGACAAUCUCAAAUAUCACUGCUGGAAACAGGGACCAAAUUCAGGCUGUAUGUGAAGCUGGUUUGAUUUGCCCUCUUGUCAAUCUGCUUCAAAAUGCGGAGUUUGAUAUAAAGAAAGAAGCUGCAUGGGCAGUAUCAAAUGCCACUUCAGGUGGUUCUCCUGAUCAAAUCAAGUACAUGGUGGAACAGGGAGUUGUGAAACCACUGUGUGAUCUUUUGGUGUGCCCUGAUCCAAGGAUCAUCACUGUAUGUCUGGAAGGAUUGGAGAACAUACUGAAAGUCGGGGAAGCUGAAAAGGUCACAGGAAAUACCGGGGAUGUAAACUUUUAUGCACAGUUGAUCGAUGAUGCUGAGGGAUUAGAAAAGAUUGAGAAUCUGCAGAGUCAUGACAACAGCGAAAUCUAUGAAAAGGCAGUGAAGAUUCUUGAAACAUACUGGUUGGAAGAGGAGGAUGAAACUUUACCACCAGGUGAUGCCGCUGCACAAGGCUUCCAGUUUGGAGGUACUGAUGCAGCCAUACCACCAGGUGGAUUCAACUUCAAGUGAAGGAGCUGAGCAUGAUGAGUCUGAAGAGUCGAAGCAGCUUAUUAAAGAGUCUGGGGGGCACUGGUUGAAAAGGGUCUGAUUAGAGAGUCUGGUCUUCUGUGUAAAAGUCAGAUGGGGGGUGCCUGAAGUCUGGCCUGGUCUGGUCAGAUUCUGUGUCAGUGGUUGGUGGGUUUGAGUCAUGAAAUAAGCUUUGUUGUGGGGGGAGUUGGGUAGGAGUCAUCAAAGGGUAAUUUAUUUUUUUAUAAGGGAAAAUUUGGGAGAAGGGUUUAUAAGUUUUUUAAAAAGUGUGAUGAGAAAUGUGUGUCCUCUGGGUUUUUGUUACAUUUUGUACUAAACAACACUGCAAAGUCAAACAUAAAAAAGUUGGUCAAACUUCAUUUGGUCUUGUGGGUGACAUAAAAGCCCAAUUGGUUUGUCUCUUUUAUUUGUGUUUUUUUAAUCUGUUGUAGUGCGGUCCAGGUCAUUUUGGGGUAUGGUCUGCAUAUGCACGCGUAUCCAUAUUAAAAACAUAUGUCCAUAAAUCGAUGCUGUUCCGAAUUAAACUGACUAAGAUUUUGGUUCGGUUUGAUUCGGUGAUGGUUAUUUCGGUUUUUGCAAUUUGGUUAAUUCGGUUUA